CUGAAUCAGAGAAUAUACACGAAACACAUUAACAGUCUGAAGUGACUCUUACGAGUGAAUACAUAUUACCAUGCAGAAAUAUCUUAUCGUCUCACUUUGCAUUGUCGCUACAUUUAUUGCAGUAGAAGCAAGACCUUGGUAUGAAGAUAGUAGCUACGAUACCAAUGGUGAAGAUUCUAACGAUGAAUUCUCAGAAAAUGGAUAUUCAGAACAGGCAUUCGGUUCAGGGUAUCGUAGUGAUACCGGAUAUGGAAAUAGAAUUGCAUCUAACAGCAGAAGUUUAGGUGGAUAUGGCAGCAGUAAUUAUGGUAGUAGUGGAACUAGGGGAAAUGGAGAUGGCAGCAGUAGAAAUGGUAACAACGGCUAUGGCAGCAAUGGAUAUGACAGCAAUUCACAUGGCAGCAACGGAUAUGAAGGCAAUGGAUAUGGCAACAACGGGUACAGUAACAAUGGAAAUGGCGCCGGCAUGAGACGCAGUAAAGACCGCAGUAAUGGAAGCAGUGAUUUCGAUGACGGUGGAUUCGUACCAAGAUCAUGUCCACACUGCAAGAUCAAUAGCUUAGGGAAUGGGAAUAACAAUAUACACACCUUCAACUUGCCCAAAGAAGCAUUCAACUAACCUUAAGACAUUGUUAUUAUAUCUAAUUUAUAACGUGAUGCGUAAUUCAAUAAAAUAUUAUUAAGUACCA
Melitaea cinxia (Glanville fritillary) is the source of this 689-nucleotide messenger RNA. RefSeq names its product N66 matrix protein-like. Bases 71 to 619 code for a protein of 182 amino acids. The transcript has 3 exons. Lineage: Eukaryota; Metazoa; Arthropoda; Insecta; Lepidoptera; Nymphalidae. The record is from RefSeq and is a predicted model, not a curated record.